AUGCCAGCACAGCCUCCCGACUUCACGCUCACCCUAGCCGUCCGCGACUACGAAUGCGAUCUCCAAGGCGUCGUCAACAACGCCGUGUACCAGAACUACCUCGAACACGCCCGCCACCAGUAUUUGCAAAGCCUCGGCCUCAGCUUUGCCCGCUUCCACGAACAGGGCCACGACUUGGUCCUCACCCGCGCUGAAAUCGACUACAAGGCCCCCCUCAGAAGCGGCGACCGCUUCACGGUCGAGCUGCGCUUGGAGCGGGAGAGCCGCCUGCGCUUUUGCUUUGUCCAAGAUAUCUUCAGAGAAGCCGACGGCGCACACGUGCUGCACGGCCGCCUCAUCGGCACCAGCCUCAACCGCGACGGGCAUCGCGGUUUCCCGCCUGAGAUAGAGGAACUGUUGGCGACGCGCUAA
Geodia barretti is the source of this 411-nucleotide messenger RNA. NCBI's taxonomy places the organism in Eukaryota, Metazoa, Porifera, Demospongiae, Tetractinellida, Geodiidae. The record is from the annotation of a GenBank genome assembly.